Molecule: messenger RNA, 12086 nt
Organism: Antechinus flavipes (yellow-footed antechinus)
Lineage: Eukaryota; Metazoa; Chordata; Mammalia; Dasyuromorphia; Dasyuridae
Gene: VCAN
Product: versican
Biological process (GO): cell adhesion
Molecular function (GO): calcium ion binding; hyaluronic acid binding
Source: RefSeq, a predicted model, not a curated record
AUGUUAUUAAGUAUAAAAAAUAUUUUGUGGAUAUACUCUACAUUGGUUGUAAUACAUGCUGUACGUGAAGUCAAAAUGGAGAAAAGUCCUCCUGUAAAGGGAUUCCUUUCUGGAAAAGUCAUUUUACCUUGUCACUUUUCAACUAUGCCCACCUUACCACCCAGUUACAAUUCCACAAGUGAAUUUCUUCGUAUCAAGUGGUCGAAGAUUGAAGAGGAUAAAAGUGGAAAAGAUUUGAAAGAAACUACUGUCCUUGUGGCCCAAAAUGGGAAUAUCAAGAUUGGUCAGGGCUACAAAGGAAGAGUGUCAGUGCCUACCCAUCCAGAGGAUGUAGGAGAUGCUUCACUUACCAUGGUCAAAUUGCUUGCAAGUGAUGCAGGUCUUUACCGCUGUGAUGUCAUGUAUGGAAUUGAAGAUACACAAGACACUGUGCCAUUGGCAGUGGAAGGUGUUGUUUUUCAUUAUCGAGCUGCAACCAGCAGGUAUACUCUGAAUUUUGAAAAGGCUCAGCAAGCUUGCUUGGAAAAUGGUGCUGUAAUAGCAAACCCUGAACAAUUAAAAGCUGCAUAUGAAGAUGGAUUCGAGCAAUGUGAUGCAGGCUGGUUGUCUGACCAAACUGUGAGAUAUCCUAUCAGAGCACCCCGAGCUGGUUGUUAUGGAGAUAUGAUGGGAAAAGAAGGAGUCAGAACAUAUGGUUUUCGUGCUCCUCAUGAAACUUAUGACGUAUAUUGUUAUGUGGAUCAUUUAGAAGGGGAUGUGUUCCAUGUCACGGGUCCCAACAAACUCACCUUUGAAGAGGCUAAAGAAGAGUGUGCCAGUCAGGAUGCCCGACUUGCUACCGUGGGGGAGUUACAUGCUGCCUGGAGAAAUGGAUAUGACAAAUGUGAUUAUGGCUGGCUGUCAGAUGCCAGUGUGCGCCACCCUGUGACUGUGGCCAGGGCCCAGUGUGGAGGUGGCUUACUUGGGGUGAGAACCCUGUAUCGUUUUGAGAACCAGACAGGCUUCCCUUUACCUGAUAGCAAAUUUGAUGCCUACUGCUAUAAAACUAAACAGAACAUAUCAGAAUCUACAACCAUCCCAUUGAAUAUCUCUGUGGAAACAGCAUCACCCAAUAUGUCCAAGGAACCACAAAUAAUACCAAUCCAAGCUACAUCCAGUAUCCCUUUAAUCACCGAAUUACCUGUCACUCAAUCAAAUAUCCCUCCUAUUGGGGAAAUAGUGAAUAUUGAACAAAAAGUUAUAUUUCUACCACCUGGAGUGAGUGAGGAAAAAUUUGAAAAGGUCACAAUUCAACCUGAAGGUUCCAUAGGCAGCUCAACAGCUGGGAGUACAGAAAGGGUAUGGGAUGUGGAAUAUAUGCCAUCUGCAUCAGGACCACUUGAGAAACCAGAUACAUCUGAAAGUGAAGAAGGAGUUAGUUUAUUGCCAUCAAGUUCUUUGGAGAAUGGAGUAUUCCAACAAGAAACUGCCACCCCUCCUCGUGCCACUGAUUUGUGGGAAAGAAUCACAGAAGAUACUCAUACACAAGAAGUGAUUACCCAAACAGAAGAAAUUGAAGUGGGGCCCUUGGUAACACAUGUAGAAACUUCAGAGGACUCUCCAGUGAAGGAGUCCUUUACACUUGGGACUCUGGAUGUAUCCACAGAAAUGGGAACUAAAACUGAAAAAGAACCAACGAGUAUUUCUGGAUUAGGUCCUACAGAUCUCUAUGAAUUCACUCUAAGAGAAGAUGAAGAAAAACAUACUAUUAAACCUGAUCAGAACAUAUUUGCUUUUAGCCAAAUUCCAGAAGUUGUUACAGUGUCAAAGAUCUCAGAAGAGAGUAACCUCACUAUGACGGAGCACACCGAUUCUCUAACAACAGUCACAGUAACCUUACCUGUAAGCAUGCCUACCAAGGAAGGGUCUUUCAUAGACAGUGUGGAAGAGACACAAACCAGUAGCAAGAUAAUCGAAGACUUUUCUGGUCAUGGCUCCACACCUUUGCCAUUAGAAAAUCACACAGAAGUCAAAAUUUUUACUUCCUCCCAAGAUCUUACUUCACCACAAGGUUUAGUUGAGGGAACUUCCACACGCAUUUAUCUUGAUCAACAAAUAGAAAGCCUAGAAAGGGAACAAACACUUAAGCCAGAAGCAACUACAAUUCAUCAUACUACUGCUGAAACAGAGAAAGACAUGUCCAAAGAUCCACUUUAUGGGAGAACAGAAGAAGAAGAAUUCUCUGGAAUGAAGCCUUCUCUUGAGAAAACUGAUAUCACAGGAUACACUGAUGAAAUGACUAAUUAUGUUGAUGCUUUUGUAACAACAACAAUCACAACAAAGAUAAGUUCAGAGUCAACAAAAGCAAAAGAUGUUGAAGAGUUUCUAAGUACACCAGUCAGCUUAGAAACUGAUGGCCCUCUUGAUACAACAAAGAUGGAAGAAAAUACAACCAAAGUUCAUUCCACAAGCAGCACUUUAAAUCUAGAAGUUAUCACAGUAUCUAAAUGGCCACUGGUUGAAGAUAACAUGACAUCCAAGCCUUUGACAUCUACAGAACAUGUAGACACUACAGCAUUGCCCACUGCCUUAUUUACAACUGCAGAAGUAAGUGAAAAACAUUUUGACGCUGGAAGAACUUUUCCCCUUACAACAGAUAUUACUCAAAGACCAGGAAUGGAGUUCACAGAAGAAUCCUGGAAAGACAAAGAGGAAUUCACAGUGAGUUCUCAAUCAACUCCUAAAACAGGUAUUAAAGAAGAACCAACUGCUAAAUAUUCUCCCACGGAUACAAUCAUGGAAGGGAGUGCUAUUGAUGAAGGGCUAGAUUUGGACACACCACAAUCAGUAACUACUGUCUAUCAAUUUGCACAAACUGUACAUGGGGAAGGAACAGAAUUUAAUUAUAGUAGUAGCACCCAGGAGCCUCCUGCUCAUGUAGAAGCUGCACAAACAGUGUCUUUAAUUCCUUCUGUUUCAUCAGAAGGUAAAGUCACCGAAGAUGUGCAUUUGGUUGAUCAGACCUCUUUUGAAGCAACUCCUUCUCUAGAGACCAUUCAUACAAUAAGCACAAGUACACAAAUAACUCCAGUUGAGUUCCCUGUUUCUGAGAAAGAACAACCUAGUGAACAUCCAGAGUUUACCACUGACUUUGUGGCUACCACUUCUUCAGAGGUACUGAUAACUUCACAAACAAAAGACACAGAUGAACAUGACCUUGAAGGAUCAGCAUAUCCAACCUCUGAAGAUGGGUUGGUGACAGAUUCUAAGCAUGUUCCAGUCUUUAAAACUACUAUUGGAACAACAGAACACAGUAUAUCUUAUCCACAUUAUGUUUCUGUGACUGAACAUAAAGUGAAAACUGAAGUGGAAACAGUGACCCUCCGCACUAUACCAGAAGGACUCGAACAAGAAGCUGAAAGAAGAGAUAGUAGUCCUAUGUGGGAAUCCAGAUCAACUUUGCGCCCAUUCACUAUAGAAGGCAUACUUCAGGGCACAGAGGAAACAAUUUUUGAGAAAAAAGAGGAAACAUCCCAAGAUUAUACAGAGAUUGGCUCAGGAUUAUUGGAAGAACCCAAAGGCACUGAAACAGUAGUGCCCAUUGCAGUUGCAACAACGAAAACCACAGUGCCACAUGAUAUGACUACUCUCUUUAGUUCACUAGACAAAAUUCAUUCCACUUCAACCUCUGAGUCCUUUGUCACCAAAGAAAAACCUCCGAUAAUUGAUAGGGAACCUGGUGAGGAAACAACCAGUGACAUGGUAAUUAUUGGUGAAUCAACAUAUCAUGUAACACCCACCCCUCCUGAUGACAUGGUAACUAAAGAAUUAGAAACAGAUAUUGAUAGAGAAUAUUUUACAACCUCAAGUGCUUCUUCCAUUGCACAGACAACAAGACAACCCACAACCGAGGAAGGCAAAGAUGCUUUAGGAUCUCAGGAAGUUUCUACUUCAGAGCCUCAGGCCAGGGAAACAAUCCAUCCUGAUAUAAAUGUAUAUAUUAUUACAGUCACAGGCAACAAGACAGGUCGAAUGAGUGAUUUGAGUAUAAUUGGUCAUCCAAUAGAUUCAAACUCAAAAGAAGAUGAACCUUGCAGUGAAGAAACGGAUGAUCAAACUGACUUUCUUACACUUUUACCUGACUUCAUUGAACUAGAACCAUAUUUUGUAGAUGAAGAAGAUGAUGACUGUGAAAAUUCUACUGAAGUGACAACAACUCCAUCUGUGCAGUAUAUAAAUGGAAAACAUCUCGUCACUACUAUUCCCAAAGACCCAGAAACUGCAGAGGCCAGGAGAGGGCAGUUUGAAAGUGUUGCACCCUCUCCAAAUUUUUCACACGGUAGUGAAACUAACCCUUUUGAGUUAUCUGAAAUGGAAUCUUCCACUAUAUUGCAAUCAAGUGAAUCUAAAGAAACACUCGAGUCUUUUGAAAUUACAUGGAAGCCAGACACAUAUCGUGAAACACCAGAACCUUUUUCAGGUGGAGAAUCAGAUGUUUUCCCUACAGACCAACAGAGCGGGGCAACUGCUUUACAUAGGACAGGGUCACUGGAAGUGGUUGAGCCAGUCACACAGAAUGGUCCUGAACUUUUUAACCAUUCAGAUGAAAACAAUGAAACAGCACCUUCAUUUCCUGAAGAGUCUUCAGGUGAAGCUCUUGUCAACCAGGAGACUCAGGGAGCAGUCUUACCAAAAACUACAGAAGUAGCUUUUAAAGAAGUGGUUGGACAUGAUUCCAUGAUCACAUCUGCUCCCAUGACUGCUCCUGGUUCAGUAUCAGUGGACAUCUUGCCAGAAGAGAGAUCAUUUGUUCUUACAGGAAAUCAGCAGGCUAGUACAAUUUCUACAGUAGAAAGCUGGGAAGAUACAACCUCCAGAAACACUACUGAAUUUUUAGGAAAUCCUCCUUUGGUUCUCAUUCCAGAAGGUUCUGGAUUUUUAGAAGAAGACAGUAACCAAACUUCUACAGUAGUAGCCAGCCUAUUACAGCACACACUCACAGUUGAGAUGCCAUCAAAAAGUGUUCCCUUAAAUACCAGCAAGGUCAUCCCCACAGAAAGUAAUUUAGGUGUUUCUUCAAGUGUUAGUUAUCCAGUUUGGGAAGAGAGUUCUGUAGAAAUACUGGCCACCAAAUUUGAAACUCAAACUGAGGUUCCCAAAUCAACAUCAACAUCAGCAAGCAGCAUCAGCAUAUCUGCUGAUGAAAAGAAUCUAGGUGAUGAAAGAGAGACCACAGGGGUCCUGGCUACAUCUAUGAAAGUAUCAUCCACACAAUCCACUAUGGAACAGUUAAUUUUCAUUUCUGAAAUAAAAAAUUCUGAUGAUGUUCAGCCUACAAAUCCUGAUUCCACCACCAUUGAAAACAGAUCCACAGAAUUUGAGAACAUAGUUAAAUCUGACCAUAUCCCCAAAGAACCCCUGUUCUCAAAUAAGUCUGAGGAAGAAUACAUAAAUGAGAGCAGUACUAUUCAACACAAAGUCCCAGAAAGUCCUACUACUGUGGGAGUUAGCUCUCAUUCCUUCCUUCUUGAGGAAGGUUCUGGAGAAGUUGGUUCUGCUAUGGAACUUACAACUGAAUCAUUAGCUUCAUUAAUUUUGAAGGUGACUAAUGGUAAUGAAGUGCGAACUGAAUAUGAAGUAAAGGAAAUGACUGGUACUGUACCAACUCAUAUAGCAUAUUCUGUGACUUUUGAGCCAACUGAAGUUCUGAGUUCUGCCACAGAUGUAUCAGACAUUGGAAUUGUAAAUCAAAUGCCCAGGGGAAAUUUAAGCACAGAGAAAUCGCAAGAAGUAAGUGACUUCCUCACAGACUCUCCGUUAAAAGAAGUUGUGACUCCUGAAUCUAGAGACUAUUCAACAGUAGUUCAUCUUCUAAAUGUAGAGGAAACAGCAGCAGUAGAAGGUUGGGGAAAAACAUUCAUGGAGUCUGGAAUAAUAAUACCUUUUGCAACAACUAUUUCAGCUAGAUCACAAUCAGGAACUGAUUCUGAAGGGUCUGGGGGCACAAAGGUUAGCUUACCAGCUCACCUCCCAGGAAAAUUUCCACUUAUGACUGAGGGCUCAGGAGAAGAACCAACUAAAAUAAGCAGUUCUAUUGAUCAUAUAUCUUCAAUUACCACAGAAAAAACAUCCAGUACUGAUUUCCCAUUUGCUUAUUCAGGUUCUGGAGAUGUGGACUUUAUCACCCAAACUGAAGUAAGACAUAUUCCUUCCCCGCAGUUAAUUCCUGAACAUACUCAAGCAACAAUAGGGGAAGCUGAAGAAGAGAUUAACAGUACGGAUUCUAUGACUCAUUCUGUUAUAGUGCCACCUAUCAAUUUAACAGUAAGUACCAGGCAUGAAGUCAACAUAGCCAGAUUAGGAAUUGAAAGUAAAGUAUCCAUAGAAGAAAAGAUGGCAGAACAAAAACCUUUUGAAUCAGAAAAAAACACUGUUGCAACACAAGUAAUUUCUGAUACUGAAAUAUUUGCUGAAAGUGAACCAAAAACCACAGACUAUUCCAUUCUAACAACAAAGGAGACUUUGAUUGGAAGUAAGGAACCAAGGCCCACAGAUGGAGACAUUUCUUUUGUUAGCACAAUUGUUCCAAAUUUAGAAGAAAAGGCUUUGGGCAUCUUUGUUCCUCCUACAGAGGCUACCAAAGAAUCACCUUCUUCCUCUAAUGGUAUCUCAGUGACCGAAUCCCAAAUAUCUGAAAGCACAGGUAUAAAUCCAGCAAUCGAAGAAGAAGAAAAUACAAAACAAAGUAUUCUCCUUGUUGAAAACGAUCAUAUAGAAAACAAUGGUCCUGAAGGUGCAAGGCCAACUGUUCAAGAGUUCCAUACUGAGGCAGUAUUUUCUGGAGAAGGAUCAGGGGGUGAAGUUUUUCCUAGUCAGUCUACAGACCCUUUCAGUUUCAUUAGGACAGAGGAAAGCACCAGGAUGUUAACUCCUGACACACAUCAGCCUGGAAGUUCAGAAUCAAGUUUAGAACCUGGAAAAACUGAAGAGCAAGAAGAAAAGUUCAGUGGAAUACAUGAAGAAGUUAGAUACUAUGGUUCUCAAACAAAUAAUGCUUCAGAAAUAAGUCACACAAUAGCCAGUACAUUAUUUGAAAGUUCUGGGAAUAAUGGUGAUGAGGAACCUAUUUUAUCACCAGUUACUCACUCCUUAAAAGUGGAAGAUUCUGAAAAUCAAAUAUUCAAUGAGAUAGAAGAAACUCAGACCAGUAAGCAACCAAACAUCACUGAAAAAUUAUCUCAAGAAAAUUCUUCCCAGUCAGAAAGUAGAGGAGUAACUUCUUCUACCCUAUUUUUCACUAAACCUUCAAGUCUUGAAACUGCUGAUGUAUUUGUAACUUCAGCACCCCAAAUUUCUGAUCAGUCUUAUGAAAACUCCGGGGAAGGAUCUGGGUGGUUAGGUGGGGCAGAUUCAGUUCAUGCUAGUACAGUUGCUCAGAGAGCAGUAGUAGUCACCACAGUAGUUCCAAAUAGCCACGAGGUAAAAUAUUCUGAGUUUCCAAAUAUAGAAGCUUUGGCUACAAAUGAAUCACCAACAAGGGUAUUACCAACUCAAACAGAACAAAAUAAAAAUUUCCAAAACUUACCUGGCACCCAGCCUAAUCUAAUGGCAUUUGAAAGUUCCACAAGCCACUCCUUAGAUGGUUCCAAGGAGUUUGAAGUCAUCACUUUGACACCUGAAACAAGAAAAUUUACAGAAAACAUUAUUUUAGACAAAGAAGACAGUGAUUUAAUAUUGCCUACUACCAAGAGCACAACUUUUGAAAUACUACCUGAAAUUACAACUGACAAAAACAUUAUCAUAGAUAUAGAUCACACUAAAACAGUAUAUGAAGACAUAUUAAGAGGGCAAACAGAAACAGAUCCAGAGCUACAAUCAGGUCCAUAUGGAAGUAAUGAAGAAAAUAUUCAACUCGAAGAGAAAGAAGCUACAGCAUUUAAUCUUUCUUUCACUGAAGAAAAAAUGGAAGGAUCUGGCGAUAAUCUUUGGCCUGGCCCCACUCAGGUAAUAAGCAAUGAGUCAGCAGCUUCUGAAGAUGAAAUCAGAUUAGGCCAGAACUAUAUCUCAAGGAAUAGUAUACACUUCACAACUGGAAUCCCUAUUCCUAGCAUGGCAGCUGAACCAGGUGUUUCACUCCCCACAGCAUCAUCCUUGGCCAUUCCUAGUAUGUUUUCCACAAUCAGUCAAGACAUGAAAGAACAAAACUUUGAAGCCAAAUAUGUUGCUACUGAAAGUACCUUGGAUGAUCUCUUUGAAUCAAGCACAUUGUCAGAUGGACAACCAAUUGCUGAUCAAAGUGAAGAAAUCUCCACUUUAAGUUAUUUGGAAGGAACACAGUCUGAGGAUAAUGGGAAGAAAUUUAUGAGUUCUUCUUUCAAACCAGAGACAUCUUCUGGGGCAGAAGAAGUGAUCAGUGAUACAGUGGAUGUAAAUAUUGCUCACAUCAAAUUAAUUGCUCAGGAUUUGACUCCUGAGGUGAUCGAAGGAUCAAAUCCCACAGAGUACAUUGAAACAUCAGAUGCAGCAUCUGCAGAAUUGUAUUCUCAAACUCCUUCAACUGGAGCAACUGUUCAUUUAGUUAAUAGUGUAUCUGAAUUCCCUAAAGUAAUCACCCCAAGUUCUGCUUCAGAUACAGAUUCAGAUGUGCACCAAAUUUCACACGAACAGACUUUUAGAGAAGUUAAUUCAAAUGCUGAAGCAACUUUCAAGCCACCAGCUGAAGUAAAAUCUCAGGGAAUUGAUUUUCCAUUCUUGGCUUCCCCUGACACUCAUUUAGCAGUGGAGGAGACAGAGACGUCUGCCACAGAGGUUUUAGUUGCUAAGGGAGAAACCAUGGCUCCCGAAUAUUCUCAAAUUUAUACUGAUCAGAUAUUUUCUGGAGAAACAAUCAAAACAUCUCCAGGGAUUAACCCAGCCAAAGAUGAAACAUUUCCAGAAGCUGCAGGUGAAAAUGAUUUAGAAGAUGCUUUUCAGGGACCGCUUUCUAUUCCUACUUCUCCCAACUAUGGUGUUGUAGGAGAUGUUCUAUUGCAAUCUGGUCCACAAACCACUGAAAACCCAACUACACCUUUCACAUCCAUAGAAAUAAGCACUGAAACACAAUCAGUUUACAAUGGAGUAGGAAGUAAUCAGACACCUGCAAGAACUCCUGAUUCUGAUGAUCAGGCAAUGAUAAGCACUGAGGAAUUAAAUACCGAGCAUAUAACCUCAUCAUUUCUCCUUCUGGAAACUUCUAAUGGAACGGAUUUCCUGAUUGGCACUAAUGAAGAUUCAGUAGAAGGCACAGCUGUAUAUUUAUCAGGGCGUGAUCUUUGCAAAACUAAUCCGUGCCUUAAUGGAGGCACCUGUUAUACCAGAGAUACUACUUAUGUAUGCACCUGUGUACCAGGAUACAGUGGAGACCAGUGUGAAUUUGAUUUUGAUGAGUGCCAAUCCAAUCCCUGCCGGAAUGGAGCUACCUGUGUUGAUGGUUUUAAUACAUUCACUUGUCUCUGCCUUCCAAGCUAUGUUGGUGCUCUUUGUGAACAAGACACAGAGACAUGUGAUUAUGGCUGGCACAAAUUCCAAGGUCAGUGCUACAAAUAUUUUGCCCAUCGUCGAACAUGGGAUGCUGCUGAAAGAGAGUGUCGGCUGCAAGGUGCCCAUCUGACUAGUAUUCUGUCCCAUGAAGAACAACUAUUUGUGAACCGUGUGGGCCAUGAUUAUCAAUGGAUAGGCCUCAAUGAUAAGAUGUUUGAGCAUGACUUCCGUUGGACCGAUGGCAGCUCACUGCAAUAUGAGAAUUGGAGGCCAAAUCAGCCAGACAGCUUUUUUUCUUCUGGAGAAGACUGUGUAGUGAUAAUUUGGCAUGAGAAUGGUCAGUGGAAUGAUGUCCCAUGCAAUUACCAUCUCACUUAUACCUGCAAGAAAGGAACAGUUGCUUGCGGCCAGCCCCCUGUUGUAGAAAAUGCCAAGACCUUUGGAAAGAUGAAACCUCGUUAUGAAAUCAACUCUAUGAUUAGAUACCACUGCAAAGAUGGUUUCAUUCAACGCCACCUUCCAACUAUCCGGUGUCUAGGAAAUGGAAGAUGGGCUUUGCCUAAAAUUACCUGCCAGAACCCAUCCUCAUACCAAAGGACUUAUUCUAAGAAACAUUUAAAAAAUUCCUCAUCAGCCAAGGACAAUUCAAUAAAUUCACCGAAACACUAUCAUCGCUGGAGCAGGAGGUGGCAGGACUCAAGGCGCUGAUCCCUCAAAUGGUGAACGUGGAUUUUCAUCAUUUCAGCCAAAGUCCUAACUUACUGUGCCUUUCCUAUCACUUUUAGAAGUAUUAUCAGAUUGUUUUGAAAUUUUGGAUCAGCAUCCACUAACUUUGGGCCAUGAUGCCCACAAAACAUUUCAAAUGAAAGUAUUGAAGUUUAACAGGAAAGUUUUUUAAAAGGGACAAAAAGAGAAAAAAAAAAGAAAAAUGAGGUAAGGAAAAAAAAAAAACUAUUUCCAGCCUAUUCAAUUUCUUUAGUUUUUUAUAUGCCUCCAGUGGGGACCAUUUUAUAAUGUAUGCCAGCCUAUUGUACUAUUUAAACAGCUCAAUUUCAGCACCAAUGACAAUGUAAAUAAGAUGAUUUAAUGUUGUUUUUAAUCUUGUAUAUAAAAUGCAAAGUCACAUUAAGUUCAGGCAUAUUUAAUGAUGAUUAUAUGGCCUCAGAGGCCUUUAAUCAUUGAUUCAGCUGCUUUUAUGUAGUUUGUUUAGGCUGGAAAUAGUUUCAAUUAUCCUGUACAUGUCAACAAGACUGAGAAUGGCUCUUACUGGACACAGCUAAGCAAGCUUGUAGGAUGCUGCACCACUGCGCGAUAGGUGCAGUUUGCUUCCCUGUGAAGCUAGGACAGUAGUACAUGAAGUGGAAUCAAGGCUCAACUAGGGACUGCAACAUGGAACAUUUUUUGACUGCAUUCUAUCUUCAUUAUUCAACAAGAAAGGACUACAGAAAGGACUUUCCUAUGGCCAAGAGCAUCUUUAGGGGUCAAAGUGCUAAUUAUUAACUCAUCCAGGUUCACUUUCUAAUGAUUUUCACAACACUAACUAGUUUUCAGUUACAGAUUUCUGCAUUUCAAAUGGAUACAGACCUGAGUCUUUUUUAAGGUUAAAAACAGCAGCAACAGCAUCAAUGACACACAACACAGAAAUAAUUUUGUACAUAUAACCAUUUUUAAUCUUUUUUAAAGUUAUGAAUGUUUAUGUAUGAAUGCUGCAGCUGUGAUGCAUACAUAAAUAAAUGAAGUAAGCCAUACGGAUUUAAUUUAUUGGAUGUUAUUUUUCCCCAUGAUCAGAAAAUUGUCCUAGUUUAGUGGUUACUUUUCAGUGUUAGUCCCUACAUUUCCCUCAUUCAAUUUGGUUCUGUGUAAUGUAUGUGCUUUGUCCCUGACAAAAUAAUGUGAUGAAUACAGUGCAUCAUUUGUUUAUUAUGAAAAGAGUGAAAAAUGUGUAUAGCUUUCAGAAGAUGGUAUUGUCCCAGUCAAAGCGAAAAGAGUAUACUUGGAAAUAGUGUAGGCAAUUCUUCAUGUUAGAUGGAGUGAGCAUAGGACUUCUUCCCUUAUCCUUCCCCUUUCAGUCCACUCCCUUUUGUCUGGGUAGUUAACUGCUGAAGGUGACUUAGAAACAUCACCCACUAAAUGUAACCUUAAAAAAAACCACCCUGUAAUAGAAAGAAGGCAAUGGGAUCUUCUCCUCCUUUAGAGUACAAAGACUGCAAGUAGAAGAGAGAACAAAUAUGAAAUUGAAGUAGGACAGUAAUUCAAACAGAUGACCUCUCAUUCAAGUACACCUGCCAAGGCUUACAAGAAGGUACAGUGGCUACAAUAAUACAUCAUCUUUAAGGAAUUCCCACUGGCUGCUGCACUCAAUGUAAUCAUAUUUUUGGGUGUUCUAAAAGGCAAUACAAUCAGUGUUGACCUGUAUGUUUUCUUUUCUCUUCCAUUACAAUGCACAUAAUACUUUCCUAUAUUUAUAUUAUAACUUGUAUAGUGUAUAAUGUGAAUGUCUGUUUUUUUGUGAAUGAAAAUCUAAAAUCUUUGUAACUUUUAUAUCUACUUUUGUUUCACCAAAGAAACCUAAAAAUCUUGUUUUGCUA